AUGCUGCUCUGGUUACUGAUAAACCUCUCAUGUGUCCAGAAACAGUACUUGGAGACCGGAACGGUGACGAACUCGCUCUUGUUCGUCGCUGUGAUGCAGUCAUUCUACAUUUUCGACGGAGUGCUCAACGAGGAAGGCGUGCUCUCGAUGAUGGACAUUACCACCGACGGCUUCGGUUUCAUGCUCGCAUUUGGAGAUCUCUGCUGGGUCCCGUUCACAUACUCCCUGCAAGCAAGAUACCUCUCGCUCAGGCCUGUGCAUUUGUCGCCAGCAGCCUUUAGCAGCGUCGUGGCCAUCAUGGCCAUUGGAUACUACAUUUUCCACUCGUCCAAUAGCCAGAAAAGCAAGUUCCGCCAGGGACUGCUUCCGCACAUGAAGAGUAUCAAAACAGACCGCGGAACAAGCUUGCUGGUCGAAGGAUGGUGGGGACUGUCGCAGCAUAUUAACUAUUUUGGAGAUUUAUUGAUUGCAUUGAGCUGGUGUCUUCCAACAGGGUUUGGCACGCCGUUGACAUACUUCUAUGUGAUAUACUUUGCCUUCUUGCUGCUGCACCGCCAGAAGCGGGAUGAGCAUAAAUGUCGAACCAAGUACGGCAAAUCCUGGACAGAGUACGAGAAAUUGGUUCCGUACAAGAUAGUUCCAUAUGUAUACUGA
This is a messenger RNA of Ogataea angusta, 654 nucleotides long. RefSeq lists its product as uncharacterized. Bases 1 to 654 code for a protein of 217 amino acids. The transcript has a single exon. Gene Ontology annotation, biological process: ergosterol biosynthetic process. The record is from RefSeq and is a predicted model, not a curated record. Gene Ontology annotation, cellular component: endoplasmic reticulum membrane. Lineage: Eukaryota; Fungi; Ascomycota; Pichiomycetes; Pichiales; Pichiaceae. Gene Ontology annotation, molecular function: Delta14-sterol reductase activity.